This is a messenger RNA of Anas platyrhynchos (mallard), 8111 nucleotides long. The record is from RefSeq and is a predicted model, not a curated record. NCBI's taxonomy places the organism in Eukaryota, Metazoa, Chordata, Aves, Anseriformes, Anatidae.
UUGUUUUGUUUGUUUCUGUCCCCCCUUCUCUUCCCUCUUUCCCAAGAUAAAUCACAUGGUUCCUUUUUUGUUUGAAAGUAAAUUCUCUCUUGUGGUCUUGAAGGGAGCUGGAGGCUGGGUGACAAUGAAUGCAGCAAGGUCAGCUCUCUGGAAAGUUUCAGGAGUGCUGCAAUGGCUGAAUGAUCUAUUGAUGAAGAAAGGAAAUAUAAAAUAUUGAAGAAGAAUUCUGUAUUUGUUUAAUUCCUGAGUCUGUUCAACCUGAAGAGAAGUUCCUUAGUUUAAAUAACUAAUGGCAAUACAGCGCAGAAGAAAGAAAAUAUAGGAAUAUGUAAUCUUUGUUGGAAACCUUCUUUGUAGGAGCUUUUCCAGAGAUUUUGUAUCUCUCUUCAAACUCUGAGUGUUAGGAAAGAUGUAAUGUAAUAUCAAACUUCAUUUUUUUCUCUUAUUCUACAGUUCCUUCUUUUAAAGCAUCUCUUCCAAGCUGAUAGCCUCCUAAAUUUCUAGACACAAUUGUAGUCUUUGUAGGAAAUUACUUAUCGUGAUGAUUGCGGCCUCACUGGCAUCAUUUCCAUUUGAAAUUCACCAGUAUUAAAGAAAUGAAUGACGCUAUCUUAAAAAAAAAAAAAAAAUGUUUUUUGGAGGCACAGGAGGUCUUGUCAGACAGCAUCAUACAGCUAAAUCUUUAGGACAGUUUGACUCAUUUUUCUUUCCCUAAUAUGUGCAUCUCUGUACAAAUGAGGUCUUGCUUUCAGUGACUCAACCCUUAGUCUUUCAAAAUGGCCCAAUAAAGAAAGGGAAUGACUUUAUCUAAUUUUCUGAACAUUUUUGCUGUUAUCAUAUUAGUUGUUUCCAGGACAAUGGGCAGUUCAGAGCUUGCUAACAGCUCUUCCUACUGUCUUCCUACUGAUUCACAGGUAAUACAAUGUGAAAAAGUUCUGGUCCCUUACUUCAGUUGGACCAGGUACUGGAGGAGUUUCUGGGACUAUUUGGCACUCACAUUCUUGUAAAUCCUUUUGAGAGAAAUAGAUAAGCACAGAUUCUCACCUCUUGUUCCUUCACUUACAAGCUACUUCUCUCAAAUUCUGGGGAGAAAACCCAUCCAUGCAGUUUUUAGAAGAGGGACAACUUCCCAAGUGCGAGGUGGGCUUGCAGAAAGGAUCAGGCCCAGCCAGUCACAUUCUUUUCUUGCAGGGACACACGCUUCUGGAGUGGAAAGACUCCAGCCUUGCCCUCCCCUGCAGUAACCUCUUGUGGUUGAAUGCCUGCUGUUCAGUUUUGUCUUUGGGCCACAUGUCUCUAAGAAAGGUUCAAGGAAUGAAACAUCACAUCUACCCCAGCUGCUUUCAGCUCUGAAUAGCAAAGCAGAGACAUUUGGUUUUCAAACCAAAGAAGUUCUUGUUUUAGCUUUUGCCAUCGUUUUGUCUCACACCCCAGGCCCAGGUCUUGGACUCCUUUCUUGCUGCAUCACAGUGCCCUGAGGACCCUGCCUGCUCUCCCUGCGGUUUCUCCCCAGGUUUCUCUGUUGCUUUCCAUUGCACAUCAUGAAGAAGAGGGAGAAAUGUCUCAAAAGUUUGAGCAGCUUCAGAGCAGCAACUUUUUCUCUAACAGCUCACAUGACCUUUCCUGGCUGGAAGAAGAUAUGAAACCAAGAGGUGCAGGGGCUCACUCAUGACAGCUGAUCUCAUCCUCUAUGAGCAAAGGUGAUUUUGCCCAAAAUAUUGUGCUGUCAGAAGAGACUGGACUGAGUGAGAAAGGUGAAAAGCAAGCAAAAGACCAUUUAAAAAUAAGCAGUACCAAUGACUUGUGGAAAUUUUCCUUAUCUGAUGAUUUAAUAUUCCCAAGUGGGAUGAAAUCCUGAAAAAUUUACAGAUCCAAACACAGCUACUCUCCUAACAGACAGUUCAGCUGUGCUGGUCAAAUGUGAAACACUUUUUUUUAAAAAACACACUUUUCCAUUCCCAGGUUGAUUUCCAAAGUUACCAAGAGGAAUUGAAACAGAUUACUUAUGCUAACAGCAUGAGUCUUAUGACUAGCACCUGGUGCAGAACAUUGGAAAAAUUUAACUGGGAUGUUCACACCUUUCCUUAUUUUAUCUGUCAAAUAACAAAAUGAACUUUAUUUUAUUUUUUUAUUAUUUCUUUUUUUAGUAAUUGGUUUGAUGUUUUGAUUCUUUGCUUUUUUAGAUUUGCCAGACUAGUGACCAAACAAGGAUGUGAAUUUUUAUAGCAUUGCUCUGAUUUCUUUGACCAUCAUCAUCACUUAUCCUGUAUUAGAUCUAAUCAGAAAAAAGAUCUUCACCUCAACUGAAAUUCCAAUUAUUUGAUAUUUCUUUUAGACACCAGAAAUAACUAAAAAUGAAAAUGCUAUGUAACCUCAUGAAAAUAAAAAGUUUUAAAAUAUUUUGACUCAAGUAGUGCCAAAAUGAGAAAGUCAAAAGUUUUCUAUAGAAAUAAAAGUGGACGUUGAGCAAUUCAAAAGUAGCAGAGGUACAGAGAGAAUAUGCUUGAAAAGGUGCAUUUCUCCUUUGCCUUCUCCGCUUAACUCAGAGGAGCACAAAUGUUAAGUUAAUGAUGCAUAAUGUAGACGUAGGUCCACAAAGAUGCAGCUCAGGACAUUUGUAAGUGGAUAAUAACUGCAGCAAAACAGCGUGUGAUUGCUUAAGUGUUCGAAUCUUUGAUAGAAUAAAUCAGUUCUGCAAAGAAUACUUUAGUAUUAGAAAGGCUUGCCUCUGGCACACUGGGUCAUUUAAAAUGGUCUGUUUUCAAAUGUGUACCUAAAUGACCUUAUGCUAAGUUGUUCUUCUACUGCAUUACAAGAAAAUAAAAGGGAAUGACGGGAAAUGAGCACAUCACAGUCACAUGCUGAAGGCACUUGAGGGUGAAGCCCCAGCUCUAUCCCCAGUGCAGGUCCCCAGCCUACGCUGUGUCGCAGUGGAGACCCCUGUGGGUGCACACACACACAUAUACAUAUAUAUAUAUUUAAAGAAAAGUUGUCUCAGCCUUCAAGAAAUUUACAGCAUGUGUAACAGUGACGUUUGGUGUCCUGGACAAACUACCAGAAUUAGAGAUGAAUCACCAGGUAUAGGGAAAACGACCUUCCCGUCAGGUCAUUCUAAUUUCAUGGUAACGAGAUUAGAGUAAUGCUAGCAACAGGUUUCCAAGAGGAAAGGGGGAUGAAGUUUCACUGCCAGCAGCCCAUGCCAGCUAUUUGUUUGAGUCUGAACACCUGAAAAUUGUCCAGUGGAAUGUAAGAGAUGCAGGCAUGAGGACUGGCAUCGCCCUGGCGGCUGCUGACCUGUCCCCAGCUUGGGGGGAGCUGCUGUGAGGCAGCAGAGCAAUGAGAGCCGGUGCUGGCAGCUGUGUGCUCGCUGCCAAGCCACAAGCAGCAAUUUCCGACAGAUUGCAUCUCACAAGGACGCGUGCAAGGAAGCGGUUGCUGUUUCAUCUUUGUUAACAGGAGCUCUGCUUCUGACCUCAUGCAUGUGCAUCUCUACACCUUUGUGUUUCUAAAGGAAGUAUUCUUCAUUUAUCAUUCUCCAAAUCAAAUCCUGGCUGUGUGGGUUAGUGACCUUACGCAGCAGAAACUAAGAGGAAAAAGAUGCAGCAGCCUGCCUGCAGGUUUGUGCCCUGAACCAGCUGCAUGCCAAGCUCAGUCUCAGAGGCAGGACACACUGGCAGAAGCACUUACAGCAAAAGACUCUGCAAAUGACUUUGCCCGGAGAGGAAGGGAAGGAGAAAAGAAGGGAUUUCUGCCUCUUCUACUUCCGACCCUUUUGCUCCUGCUCUCCCCCUGCCCUGCCUUAGUGCACAGCAGCAGGCUGAGCUGUGGUAGGUGUCUCCAUGGACACCAGCAGCACCCUGAAACUUCUGUCUUCAUUUUCACGUUGCAUUUCACUUUUUACCCUGUGCUCUGCACCAUAGGGGACCAAGAAGGGGACAAUGCCAGGCACAAAUCUGGAAGAAAUCUGAAGACAGAAAUCUUCAGAUGCUCUCUGGAGGCAGAAACUCUAGAAGGCAGAGAAAGAUGCUGCAAUUUAGUAAAGACGCUUCACCCCACAAAGCUAUUGUGCUGGGUACACAGAAGGGAGGAGGGGGAGACAGGGAAGAUAAGGGCACAUCCGCUCUGUAUUUUGCUGCUCUGUUAGAAUCUGCAAAUGUCACGCUCUCCCAUCGUCUAUCUGUGGGGCUGCAAUCCCUCUCAGGAUAAGCUGGGAAGAGAUACACUAUUGGCUAUUUCAUAUGCAGUGUGUCAUCUGGCAGGCUGUAUAUAUCACAGGGAAAGCAGAGACCACUCAGUCUCUGAGCAAAGCUGCUUCCAGUGAAUAGCUCAGAGAUACUUUGAGGAUGGAAAUAAAUGGAAAAGGCUUCCCUUGCUUUUUUAGCUCUGACAAGCUCUGAAAACUGCUGGGAAAAAGACCUGAUUGGUGAAGGACUAUGUGGAAAAGCAAUAUAGCAGUUUUCCAAGGAGAAGUUGUGGGAGAGGAGCAGAACAGUGUCCAGAGGGAAAUAUUCACCAGGAUUUCUUCCUAGGUGCAGAGAGAAAGUGUUUGGGGAUCUCUGAUAUUUCUGCAUCUGAACUAGCUCCUGUGUCAGGACAUAUGGGACUGGAAAAGAAGAACAGCAGCUGGAGAGUCCCUGGGGUUAAGCUGACAUGUUAUCAGCACGGGAAGAAGGACCCACAUAUCAGCUCUUUGAUGUAGUUUGCAACUAUGGGGCAUAUUUUUAAAAUGCAAGGAUGUGUGUUCCCCCCUGCAACCACUGACUUUAGCACCUGAGCUCCCCGGAAGGAGGGAGGGCAGAGAAACGUGCAGCCUGCCCCAGUCUCUCCAGGGUGCCAGGGACACCGGCGGCACUGGAGCUUUGCUUCCCAAGCCAUGAGCAGACACACGUGGUUCCCUUUGCAGUAUAUCUCCAAGCCCUUCUGGAGAACAGAGAAUCACACCACCAGCUUCUUCUCCACACUGUAUGGCUUCCCAAACCAAUCCUUCUUUCACAGUGAUCUGGACCUGGAGGACCUGGGGGACUUUGGCAGUGGCACCAGGUAUGAGGGUGAGUCCCAGAGCCGGACGGUGAAGGCGCUGCUGAUCGUAGCCUACUCAGUGAUCAUCUGCAUCUCCCUCUUUGGAAACACGCUGGUGUGCCACGUGGUUAUCAAGAACAAAAGGAUGCACUCAGCCACCAGCCUCUUCAUCGUCAACCUGGCCGUUGCCGACGUGAUGAUCACCAUCCUCAACACACCCUUCACGCUGGUGCGUUUUGUAAGCAGUACCUGGGUUUUUGGAAAGCUGAUGUGUCAUGUAAGCCGAUUUGUUCAGUACUGUUCCGUUCACGUGUCUGUAUUGACCCUUGCUGCCAUUGCUCUGGAUCGGCAUCAGGUUAUCAUGCACCCUCUCAAGCCACGCAUGUCCAUGGUGAAAGGAGGGAUUUGCAUCAUUAUCAUAUGGGUUUUGGCCAGCUGCUUCUCAUUGCCUCAUGCCAUUUAUCAGACCUUGACAAGAUUUUACAUCGGGAACAGAACAAUACGAAUGGUCUGCCUACCCAGCUUCCCUCCUCCUGCUGACCUUUUCUGGAAGUAUUUGGACUUGACUACUUUUGUUCUCUUGUAUGUCCUGCCCUUGCUUGUGAUCUCCAUCACAUACACCAUGGUAGCUAAGAAGCUCUGGCUGAGGAAUGCCAUUGGGGACAUCACGAUGGAGCAAUACUAUGCACAUCAGCGGAAAAAGAAGAUGACGCUGAAGAUGCUGAUGGUGGUGGUGAUUGUGUUUGCAGUGUGCUGGUUCCCUCUGAACUGCUAUGUGGUGUUGAUCUCCUGUAGGGCUAUCCACAGCAGCAAUGCUCUGUACUUCGCUUUUCACUGGUUUGCCAUGAGCAGCACUUGCUACAAUCCCUUCAUUUACUGUUGGCUGAAUGAGAGCUUCAGAUCUGAGUUGAAGUCUUUGCUGUGCGUGUGCCGGCGAAGGAGUGCAGCCCAGAGCCAUGCUCUGCAGUCCAUCUCCCCUCCGUUCAGGCAUGCCUGGGUUGAGAACUGCCAUUAUAAGAGAGGCAGUGCCUGCCAGAAAACACGGGCAACCUCCCAGAGGAACUCUGCAAAGACAGACAUAUCCAGCGUUCAGCCAAUUGUGGCAGAAAACUAAACCCUUGAUCUGACGGCCAGGCAGCAUUCUGUUAUAAUUGCAAAGUCACAGGGAAAAAAUGGAUUGGAAAGGGCUGCUGGAGAUCAUCUCGCCCAGCCUUCCUCCCAAAACAAGCUAACUUCAAAGUUCAGUUGGGUUGACUGAGACCUUGUCCAGUCAGGUUUUCCGGGGGUGAACAGCUCAUAUGUGGGUUCCAGAAUGAAGUGUGUAGAGUGAACUUUUCAUCUAAACAGUCAGCAAAACCAAAAAUUCUUCAGUAGCACACCAAAUCUUUCAUAGCCGGAGCAAAUGAAAAGAACCUAUAGGUAUGAACUAAUGCAUACUGUUUUAAAGUAGGUGGUUGUUUAUGCAUAUAGAAACACGGCAUUGAUUCCACACUUUUAUUUAUUUGUAUUUUAUUUAAGAGUAAUAAAAUUUGUAGCCAUUCUCAAAUUUCCACACACAACAUCUUAGCUGUUUACUCUGCUGUUAUACAAAUUACUCAGCUCUGCUCAUCUGAUUCAUUGUGAUCCAGAAGUGUUUAUGCCAGUACCAUAUACAGAUGUGCUUCCUGGUAGAGGAGGUAACAUCUCAAAAAUCACAACGAGAACACAACUUAGAAACAGGACAGCAAAAAAGUUACUCCAUUCUUCUUUCAAUUGUUUGUUUUGUUCUGUAAAGGUCACUCCCAGUCACCACAAAACAUUGUUUAAACUGCAGUGUCUAGCCAGCUGAGGAACCAAUCCUUUCUUAAAACACAUACCACAUACCAUUUUGUUGAGAACCAACCCAAUGCCCACUAGCCAAACACCGCCUGCAAGCCAAAUAAAUGGUUUCAGAAUAAUUUUGCAUUUUUGCACUUUCUACUACUUUUCUUUUGUGAUGUCUUUCUAUUAUCUACAUAGGUGAUACUAAAUUGGAAGUCAAAUGUUCAUGGUGGAAAUCAUUUUUUGGACUGUGUGCCAGUGAUCAGUGCAGACACCAACCUGAGCCUCACAGAGACUGUCAUUCCCAGUGGUGCCAGCAAGUUAAGCUGGUGACUCCAGGGCAGCUCUGCAGGCUGGAAUAUGACAGCUCGUUGGGUAUGCUCCAAGGACUGGUGAAAUCAAAGGCUAUCACCCCUACCUCAUAUUCCAAAUCAUGAGUGGUGACUUAACUGUCCUGUCACUUACCAGUUGCGAACUGCCCUGUGACCAGUUUGUGCUGGGAACACUGGCUAACUGUAGGCAAGCAAACUGGGGGGGUGGCUCCAUGUGUGAGAGAGGGUGGCUUGCAAACUCACGAGUGAGUGUAAGGUCCAUGCAGAAAUAUGGCUCUCUUGAGCUGUCCAUGAAAACAUGGCUAAAAAUAAAACCAGUACGCAAGCACACAGAGAUGGUGAAGUCUGAAUUGUGACAGCAUGGACAUGGUGACCAAGGAGGUGUUGGCCACUAGGAACCUGUCCUAGGUAUUGGCCACAAGGAACAUGUGAGUCUGAGUGCAAAACAAUAUAAUUCUGGAAAUCAAGAUACUUUAAUGAUAGGUACAGAGCCUGUUAACACGUAGUCUGAUGCUGUGUUUGCAUCUAAUGAGGAAUCUGUGAAGCUGAGGGAGAAGUAAUUGUAAGGCAAAUCUUGUAAGAUUUGGAAGGGGAGAGGUGAGCGGUGCACCAUACAAGGAGCAGAGAUGACACAUCACUUGGGAUACUGCAAAACACACUGGCAUAUCCAAUUCUAGUGCUUAAAGUAAAUGCUUGCCUCUUGCAAAUGGCAAUACCUUGUAACUGUCAUGUCUAUGGGAAUUACUGUGCAGAAGGGUGUGCUUAGGGAAGGAAAUUGAAUUUAAAAAAUGUCUUCAGAGAACGAGCACCCAGGACUCAGAUAUCUUCUCUAAUUCACUCACAAGAAAUGUGUUUGACAGACUUUCUCAUGCAGGCGUUAUCAUCUGAGCGCUUAUUUUACUUACGUUAAUAAACAAGUGUAAGUGGAGCUCUGAAUGGAGCUGGCACAGUGGAGGCAGA